Molecule: messenger RNA, 318 nt
Organism: Pieris macdunnoughi
Lineage: Eukaryota; Metazoa; Arthropoda; Insecta; Lepidoptera; Pieridae
Source: the annotation of a GenBank genome assembly
AUGCUUGGCGAUGACAACAUCUCGGCUAUUUUGGACUCCCUGACUGUCGGCUACGACAAAAGACUGAUGCCCAAUUAUUUCGAUCCGCCAUUGGAGGUGGGCGUCACCAUGACUGUGCUGUCUAUCAACUCCAUCUCCGAAGUGAACAUGGAUUUCACAUUGGAUUUAUUAUUACUUCAGUACUGGACUGAUCCAAGGCUUGCAUUCAUAAAGCGGCCAGGUGUUGAAGCAGUAUUACUUGGAUCAGAAUUUAUUAAGAACAUAUGGGUGCCUGACACAUAUUUCGUAAAUGAAAAAAAACCUAUUUUCACACUGUAA